AUGGACCACAUCAUGCCGGAUGCUGUACAAGGACAGCAAUUUUUCCGAGAACUUCUGGAGAACUCAGAAAGAUCCUUAAACGACAUGUUUGUCCGGACAUACGGCAUGCUGUACAUGCAGAACUCGGAGGUGUUCCAGGACCUCUUCACAGAGCUGAAGCGGUAUUACACAGGAGGCAACGUGAACUUGGAGGAAAUGCUGAACGAUUUCUGGGCUCGGCUGCUGGAGCGGAUGUUCCAGCUCAUAAACCCCCAGUACCAUUUCACUGAGGACUACUUGGAGUGUGUCAGCAAGUACACAGACCAGCUGAAGCCCUUUGGAGAUGUACCCAGGAAGCUGAAGGUUCAAGUGACUAGAGCGUUCAUUGCCGCACGGACCUUUGUUCAGGGGCUGACAGUAGGCAGAGAGGUUGCAAACAGAGUAUCCAAGGUCAGUCCCACCCCAGGGUGCAUCCGGGCGUUAAUGAAGAUGUUGUACUGCCCUUACUGCAGAGGACUUCCCACUGUGAAACCAUGCAACAACUAUUGCCUCAAUGUAAUGAAGGGCUGCCUAGCAAAUCAGGCUGAUUUGGAUACUGAGUGGAAUCUGUUCAUAGAUGCUAUGCUUCUGGUAGCGGAGAGAUUAGAGGGACCAUUCAACAUUGAAUCAGUCAUGGAUCCUAUUGAUGUCAAGAUUUCCGAAGCCAUCAUGAACAUGCAAGAAAACAGCAUGCAGGUGUCGGCAAAGGUUUUCCAAGGAUGUGGCCAACCUAAACCAGCACCUGCCCUGAGAUCCUCCCGUUCUGUCCCUGAAAACUUCAAUACACGGUUUAGACCAUAUAACCCGGAGGAGCGACCUACAACUGCUGCUGGCACAAGUUUGGAUAGGCUGAGGACUAUCUGGAGGACAAUGCAACAUGGUGUAACAGACAUUAAAGAAAAGCUAAAGCUCUCUAAAAAGUUCUGGUCAACAUUACCCUACACAAUCUGCAAGGAUGAGCGUGUGACAGCCGGUCCGUCAAUUGAGGAGGACUGCUGGAACGGCCACACCAAGGCGAGAUACUUGCCUGAGAUUAUGAAUGAUGGCUUGACUAACCAGAUAAACAAUCCAGAAGUAGAUGUGGACAUUACAAGGCCAGACACCUACAUUCGACAACAAAUCAUGGCCUUACGUGUCAUGACUAACAAACUGAAGAACGCGUACAAUGGAAAUGACGUCAACUUCCAGGACACAAGUGAUGAAACCAGCGGCUCGGGCAGUGGAAGCGGCUGUACAGAUGACAUCUGUCCCACUGAGUUUGAUUUCAUCACCACCGAAGCGCCACCAGUCGACUCUGACAGGAGGGAGGUGGAGGCUUCAGCCACACAGCCUGACCGGUCACUGCAUACGUUGCUUGUCGUCUUCAUCAGUCUCUUACUGCAGAGACAGUGGAGAUAA
Charadrius vociferus (killdeer) is the source of this 1416-nucleotide messenger RNA. RefSeq names its product glypican 6 (gene GPC6). Gene Ontology annotation, biological process: cell migration; regulation of signal transduction; regulation of protein localization to membrane. Gene Ontology annotation, cellular component: synapse; plasma membrane; extracellular region. The record is from RefSeq and is a predicted model, not a curated record. Bases 1 to 1416 code for a protein of 471 amino acids. NCBI's taxonomy places the organism in Eukaryota, Metazoa, Chordata, Aves, Charadriiformes, Charadriidae. The transcript is spliced from 9 exons.